ACUCCCAGAGACACCCAGGCAUAAGACAGAAAGCAACUGUGGAGGAGAGAGAAGCAACUGUGGAGGAGGGAGAAGGUUCCAUCAAAUAUUCAUCAUGGACUCCAUGGCAGCAGCAACUACAGCUGAUCAAGCUUUCGAGGACUACAGCAUCUACAGCUUAUCUGAUGGUGAACUGAUUCAGCUGGCCAUUGAACGCAACCUGAGUGAUAUCUUCAGCCCUUCCUCAGAGCACUCACAGAGGUCAUCUUAUUCACUAGCUGCAGCAAGCCAACCUAUGCCCUUUGAGCAUGAAGCCAUGCCAACAUUUCAGAGACAAACAGCUUUACACACUCAGAACAUCCCUCCUGCUGCCAAUCCACAUCAAACCGCCAAUCACCCCAGCCAAAACCGGACGGAGAGUUCAUAUAACUGUGCUGGAGACGGAGUGAGGGUGUGUUCUUGGACGAAAAGCAAAAAUGGAGGUUUGCAAGUUAGACUGAAACCAAUGGAGGACAUGUCUGCUGUAAAAUCAGCCAUCUGGAGGAAUGAUGCACCAAAACUCCUUGAAGUAUUGCAGGAACAGCCUUCUGACGCUCUGAGUACACCAAACAAAAACGGCUGGAUACAUUUGCAUGAAGCUGCAUACUAUGGUUAUGAGGAAUGUUUGAGAGUGCUAAUAAAAGCCUUUCCUAAACUAAUCAACAAACGUACCAACAAGCGCCAGACACCUCUAGUGUUGGCUGCUGCCAGCAAAAACCCGUUGUGUGUCCAGUGUCUUCUUGAGGCAGGAGCAGAUCCCAAUACAGCCGACAAUGUAGGAGAAUCACCUCUCUACACAGCUUGUGAAAAUGCAAAUGAGGAAAUAGUGGAGCUUCUUCUGAGGUUUGGAGCCAAGGUCUCACAUGCCAACGCAGAAGGAAUGACACCAUUACAUGAAGCGGUGCGACACAAUAGUCUUCGCAUGGGAAAGCUUCUAGUGACAGCUGGAGCAAACAUAAGAGCCAGGAACAUUUACGGCAUUGAACCACUAUUCAUGGCUGCCCAGGGAGGAUGCACAGAAGUACUGAACCUUCUCAUUGAACAUGGAGCCUAUACUGACUGUCAAGCUAGGGAUGGAGCAACACCUUUAUUUGAAGCUUCCAAGAAUGGCCAAGAAGAGGUGGUGAGGCUGCUUCUGUCUAAAAGAGCAAAUGUGAACAAAACAACCAAAGCAGGACUAACUCCUCUACACAUUGCUUCAAAGAAUGGACAUGCUAGAAUCGUGUCCUUACUGAUUCCACAUACGGACAAAGUGAUCAGGCUAGAAAGUGCCAUUAGUCCACUCCACCUUGCAGCAGAACAUGACCGAGAGGAUAUCUUGGAGAUUCUCAUCGAUGCGGGCUUUGAUGUCAACUCUGUGCUGAAGAAUGACCACUCCCAGAUUUAUGACGACUGGUGCUGCUCAGCCCUCCACUUCACUAUACGCAACAGCAACAUAGACACAGCCUCCAUGCUGCUGGAGGCAGGCGCUGACCCCAAUCUGGAUGCUUUCAACCCUCUUCUGGUAGCCGUGAGACAGGGAAAUAAAGAGAUGGUGUCUUUGCUGGUGGAGUACGGUGCCAAUGUGAAUGCCUGCGUGCCAACACUCCCCACUACCUUUCCUGGAGCUCUGCUCUUUUGUAUGAAGCACACACUGAUGUUCAAGUUCCUGCUGGACAAUGGAUGUGAUGCCAACGCCUGUUUCUCAUGUGUUUAUGGAGGCAGCCCACAUCCUCCAAUCAAGAGCCGGCUUACUACUAGGAAUGAGCUGGACCUUGAUGAAAUUCCUCAGAGCGAAGUUGCACAGUUCUGUGAGAUUAUAGCAGAUCCCCUUUACACCUAUUGUGCAGGACCUAUACUUGACCGUCUCCUUGAUUACACUGGUCCUGUGAAACUGUGUUCUAGAAUCACAGAAAUUCUUGAGAGCAGCAAGGAGUGGGUGUACAUCAAAGAAAAAUCAAAGCCAUCCUUCUUCCUGAUGCAUCUGUGCCGACUGAGGAUCCGCCAGCUGGUGGGAUGUCAGAGGCUGAGGAGAAUGACAAGCCUUCCUCUGCCUGGCCGACUCAUCAAGUACCUAUUCUACGACAACGGAGAAUCUGAGAAUCUUUGAUUGAGUGUUUAUGUGUGUGUCUCUUAACUUAAGCACUGACUGUCAGUCAAUAAUCUAACCAACAAAAGCUUGAUUAUCUACA
Messenger RNA from Alosa alosa (allis shad), 2189 nucleotides. RefSeq names its product ankyrin repeat and SOCS box protein 2-like. Bases 95 to 2107 code for a protein of 670 amino acids. The record is from RefSeq and is a predicted model, not a curated record. The transcript is spliced from 10 exons. Lineage: Eukaryota; Metazoa; Chordata; Actinopteri; Clupeiformes; Clupeidae. Gene Ontology annotation, biological process: intracellular signal transduction. Gene Ontology annotation, molecular function: protein binding.